This is a messenger RNA of Formica exsecta, 722 nucleotides long. Its product is annotated as retinoid-inducible serine carboxypeptidase-like. Gene Ontology annotation, biological process: proteolysis. NCBI's taxonomy places the organism in Eukaryota, Metazoa, Arthropoda, Insecta, Hymenoptera, Formicidae. The record is from RefSeq and is a predicted model, not a curated record. The transcript is spliced from 3 exons. Bases 1 to 663 code for a protein of 220 amino acids. Gene Ontology annotation, molecular function: serine-type carboxypeptidase activity.
AUGUCGAAUUUUGUGCCUGGAAACUACGAUUUGCGGACAGCAUUGAUUUUCUGUUACCAUUUGAAGAAAACUGCUGCAGAAUCGCAUCGAAUGCUUGUCGAAGUUUACGGUGAGCAUGCUCUUGGAAAGAAAGGAUUCGGUCCUGGAGAACAAGAAUGGGGCUUUGUUCAAGUACGUCCCUAUGCAAAUAUGUUCUGGUGGCUUUAUUAUACUACGGCAGAUGUUAAAUCAUAUUACGACGAACCGCUAAUCAUCUGGUUACAAGGUGGACCAGGCGGAUCUUCAACCGCAUAUGGAAAUUUCGAAGAAAUAGGACCUCUUGAUACUGAUUUAAAUCCAAGGAAUUACACUUGGAUCAAAGAUUACAAUGUUCUCUUCAUCGAUAAUCCUGUUGGUACUGGCUUUAGUAACGCUGAAAACAUAUCCGCAUUCGCAACGACAAACGCUCAAAUCGCGAGCGAUCUUUUAGAAUGCAUUCGAGGAUUCUACAAGCAAUUACCGAAAUUUAAGCCUGUUCCAACAUAUAUCACCACUGAAUCAUAUGGUGGAAAAAUGGGCGCGGAAUUUGCGCUUGUCUGGGAUCGAGUAAGAAACACAAACAUGCUAACUAAAAAAAAAAUAAAUAAAAGAAUUAUAGUUCCAAAGAUUUUAAAGAAAUAUUGAUUAUUUUGAAGUCUUGAAAAGGGAAAUAGUAUAACUUAAAAAAGAAAUUUUUAUCAACU